Rubroshorea leprosula is the source of this 984-nucleotide messenger RNA. Lineage: Eukaryota; Viridiplantae; Streptophyta; Magnoliopsida; Malvales; Dipterocarpaceae. The record is from the annotation of a GenBank genome assembly.
GCUGUCCUCACUUCCUUCCAUUUCCAUCAUUUCCUCUUCUCCUCCUUCUUCCUCCCCGGAAUAUCCUCCUUCACUCUGUUCUUCUUUUUUCUGCAUUAAGUCAAGAACCUUAACGAUCAAAUCAGCUUAAGAUCUUCGAAUUCCUGUGUUUUUUUUCUUUUUCUUUUUUUUUUCCAUGGAAAGAUUCAAGAAACUCUAUUUUUUGAUCUUUCUCAUACUUCCGGUUGUGUUUGCCGGCCAAGAAACCGACCCAAGAUACCAGAUCGACUGCACAAUGUGCGCCACUUGCCAGCCAUGUCAGCAAGUCCCCUCCCCUCCACCACCGACGCCCUCACCACCUCCUCCAUCCCUACCACCCCCGUCAUCUACUAACUAUUGCCCACCACCCCCUUCUCCCCCAAGCUCGAGUGGCGGCAGCUACUACUACUCCCCACCGCCACCUUCUCAGUCUGGCAGUAAUUACUACUACCCUCCGCCGUCCAGCGGCAGUGGUGGGGUGUACUACGCACCACACACAUACAACAACUACGCAGCGCCGCCACCGCCGAAUCCAAUUGUGCCUUACUUCCCUUUCUACUACCACACUCCUCCGCCGCCUUCUGGCUCCAUGAAACUGAUGGGCUCCUCUGCUACCAUCUUUAUCACUCUGUUCUCCCUUUUCCUCUGUCUGUUUUGAUAUUACAAACGGCAAACAAGAGAAAGAAACGAAACCAAGGUGAAAUAAUGCCAUCGGUACGUAGAUUCACAGAUCUGAGAACAUCAAGGAUUAUAGAAACAGAAGAAGGAGAGAUGGAAGCUUCAGGACUUUUACAGAGAAAUGAAAGAUGCAGAAACUGAUAAGAAGUAACCCAUUUGUUUCUUGUACUCUGUUCCUCUAAAUUUCUCACCAUUGCUUAAUUUAGAGUGAUCUGUAAUUUAUUGACAAUUUGUACCUGCUCGUGUUUUUCAUUACUAUUAAUUCGGUAAUAAAUUAAGAAAUUAGUC